UGCCAUAAAAAGUGCUCCCUUUUUCUCCCUUUACUCUCCCCGCUUCCCUCCUCCCUUCUUUAAUUUCUCUCUUCCCCCUAAAUAGAAGCCCAAUUCGACGAGGAGAGAGAGAGAUAAAAAAACAAAAUAAAUAGCACAUUUCUCCUCCCCAACUCAAACCCCAUCAUCCAUCUCCUACUGCAUAAUUCAAUGGCGAGGGAGAAGAUACAGAUUCGGAAGAUCGACAACGCGACGGCGAGGCAGGUGACGUUCUUGAAGCGGCGGCGGGGGCUCUUCAAGAAGGCGGAGGAGCUCGCCGUCCUCUGCGACGCCGACGUCGCGCUCAUCGUCUUCUCCUCCACCGGCAAGCAUUUCCAGUUCGCCAGCUCCAGUAUGAAUCAGAUUAUUGAAAAGCACAGUUUGCACUCAAAGAAUCUUCAGAAAGCAGAGCAACCAUCUAUUGACUUGAAUGUAGAGCAAAACACGUACACAAGGUUGAGCAAAGAAAUUGCAGAAGCAAGCCUCCAACUUAGGCAGAUGAGAGGAGAGGAACUCCAUAAGCUAACAAUCCACGAGCUGCAGCAGCUCGAGAAAACGCUUGAAAUUGGAUUGGGUCGUGUUCUUGAGAGAAAGAGUGAACAAAUUAUGGAAGAGAUCAGCAGCCUCAAACAAAAGAGUGCAGCGUUGAUGGAAAAAAAUACCCAGCUGAAGGAGCAAGUGGUCAAAAUCGCCAAGACAGGCCGAAAACAGAUGGUUAAUGAUUCGGAACAUGUAUUGCAUGAAGAUGGACAAUCAUCUGAAUCAAUUACUAAUGCUUCGCUCUCAGGAGCACCGCCGGACUAUUGCGACGAUAGCUCAGAUACGUCGCUAAGAUUGGGGCUGGCGAUUUCGAGUUGGAAGUGAUGGCGAAAUCUAGCAUGAAGGAUCAAGAGCUUUUUUUUUCUUUCUUUUUUUCUUUUUUUUUUUUCAUCUUCACUUUUUUUUUUGCGGGGAGUUGUUAAGAUCUCGCGCGUGAAUCUUGAAAGAUGAGUGCAUAAAUAAACUCUUCAGAGAGGAGUCGUUUUUUACA
Molecule: messenger RNA, 1048 nt
Organism: Ananas comosus (pineapple)
Lineage: Eukaryota; Viridiplantae; Streptophyta; Magnoliopsida; Poales; Bromeliaceae
Product: MADS-box protein JOINTLESS-like
Exons: 9
Coding region: 190-882 (230 amino acids)
Biological process (GO): positive regulation of transcription by RNA polymerase II
Cellular component (GO): nucleus
Molecular function (GO): DNA-binding transcription factor activity, RNA polymerase II-specific; protein dimerization activity; RNA polymerase II cis-regulatory region sequence-specific DNA binding
Source: RefSeq, a predicted model, not a curated record